CUGGAAGCUGGUUGACACCGAGCCAGAUCAGCAUCGGGACCGGAGCAAGAGCUGCCUUACUACUGCCGCAAAGAUAAAUAAAUGGCAGACUGAAACGUAACAUACCACCAGAAGCCGCGUGCUGUUAUAUCCAUGGAUAUGCUUUUACAUGUAACUCAUGUUAACUGGCUCUUCGAAAACACAUUUGCUGCAUGCACUGUCGCCAUUUAAACCUCAUGUUACCCACUGGAUUACAUGCUCCUGUUUUUUAUACAUAUAUUUAUAUAUUUUACGUGGAUGCAAGUUUGUAAGCAACAUUGUGACCAAAAAAAAUAAUACAUUUUAUCAAAACCAUUUGAGAUCAUAAUAUAAUUAACUGUAAAUGGGCACUUUGUAAUACACAUUGCACGCCUUCACUUCAUAUACAUUUCAGAUAUUUUUUUCUCUUUUACAAGAGGCUUAUAUGCAAACUGAAAUUUAGGAAACCGGAUACAAACAUGAUGUGGUGAUGCAAUCCCGUGCAUAUUACUAGAAAUUAAUUAUUUCUACUUUAAUGGCAUAAUGAUGACUCUUAGAAGUUGAAGGUUGAGCAAACCCUUUGUUGUGGCUUUUUGAUUUUUUUUUUGCGGAGAGUUAAAAAAUGGGGGAAGAUGGGAGUCCCCCGCUGAAAAAGGUCGCUAAAGAAAUGGAUCUCACUGUUGAUGUUUCAAAUGUUAUAAGCAAGGUGAUAACAAUAAAAAUGGAGGUAGACGAUUAUAAAGAUACGUGUGGAGAGGAGAACACGGACAGUGUUAAAUCUAGUGGUGUCCCAGCCUGCACAUCUUCUGAGCUAAACCCAGGACUCAAGCACACGUUGGCACAGUUUAACCUAAGCAGUCGAAGUUCAUUAGGUGGGCCUGCUGCUUUUUCUGCCCGAUUUUCCCAAGAAAAUAUGUCCCCUACAGUGUUCUUGCCACUUCCUUCUCCUCAACUUCACCCUGGGCCCCUUCUUAUCCCAUCAGACAGUUCGACAGAGCUGACACAGACUGAACUAGAGGGUGAAUCAAUAUCAUGUUUUAUGGUGGGAGGAGAAAAAAGACUUUGCCUUCCUCAAGUCUUAAAUUCAGUUCUUCGGGACUUCUCGCUUCAGCAGAUUAACAUCGUUUGUGAUGAAAUGUACAUUUAUUGUUCGAGGUGCACUUCAGACCAGCUUCACAUACUAAAGGUUUUGGGAAUCCUUCCAUUUAAUGCUCCCUCCUGUGGACUCAUCACCUUGACUGAUGCUCAAAGACUAUGCAAUGCUCUUUUGCGGCCACACACUUUCCCACAAAAUGGUAGCUUGCUGCCUGCUAAAAACUCUUUGGCGCAAUUAAAAGAGACAGGUAGUGCCUUUGAAGUUGAACAUGAUUGUUUAGGAAAGUGCCAGGGUUUAUUUGCACCUCACCUCUACACUCAACCAGAUGCCCCCUGUAUUCAGUGUUUGGAGUGCUAUGCGAUGUUCUCCACACAGACAUUUGUCAUGCACUCUCAUAGAUCCCCAGACAAGAGAACCUGUCACUGGGGUUUUGACUCUGCCAAGUGGCAUUGCUAUAUUCACCUGAGUUCAAAGCAAUUGGAAUCACCUGAUGGGAAAAAGCUCAAGGUUCUCUUGAAGGAAAUGAAAGAGAAAUUCAGUAGAAAGAAUCAGCCUAAGAGGAUACAGCCAAAAGUUGAGCAUCUGCGGACAUUGGAAUUGCCAUCUUGGUACCCAGUUAUCAAACAAGAAGAUGAUGUUACUAACCGAACACAAAUGCUGCAUCCUAGUUACUAUCUGUACAUGUAUGACAAAGUCGUGGCACCAAAUGUAUCCCUCUCUGCCACGACAACACAAUGCAAAGACGUCAAAACUGUAAGAAGAGACACAGAACCAAGCAAGCCUUUACUGGCUGAAUCUGUGAAGCAGACAAAGACCAACAAACAUAAAUCUGCUACCUCAUACCCUGACCUUUCCAUAGAGGAGCAAGAGAGAGCAGAUCAGAAAACAGAUACAGUGAGCAGUAAUGGACGAAAGCCCAGUUCUGUGAAUGGGGAAAAGAAUGGUCCAAUUUGUAAUAAAAAUACCGUGUGUGAAGAUGACAAAGGACACAUUAUGGAAGAAGUUGUUAAAACAUUCCUCAAACAGCAGGAAAAACUAAAUUAUAUUCUCCAAAAGAAGCAGCAAAUUCAGAUGGAAGUUGAAAUGCUAAGCAGCUCUAAAACCAUGAAGGAGAUGACCGUGGAGCAGCAGACCUUGCAGAAAGAGUUUGAAUCGUUACAGACGGAGCAUAUGCAGAAAAUGGAGGAAUUGUACGAUGAACAAAGGGACUUAGAGGAGAAACUGAAACAAGUCAAGAAACAAAAGUGUUCGUGUGAUUCAAACCCAGACAAAGACAAAGAAACACAGUAUGCAAACCAGCUGACAGAACUGCGGCAGAGACUGGAUCAGGCUGAGGCAGACAGACGGGAGCUUCAAGAUGAGCUGAGGAAGGAGCGGGAGGCCCGAGAGAAGUUGGAGCUCAUGAUUAAAGAGCUUAAACUUCAGAUUUUUAAGUCGGCCAAGGCCGAUAAUGGGGAAUAGGUGACACACAUUGCAGAAAAGUCAUUCUGCUUGAAACAGGGUUUGUUUUUGUGACCUGGACUGAAACAAGAGCAUCUCAUCCUGCAGCAUGAUAUGGUGUUGACGUGAUGUGGUGAGCAGCCACCUUGGCCAUAAAAGGUGGGAAGAGACGGCAAUGUGCAAUUUGUGAUAACCUUUUGCUGCUGAUAGAUUCAUCAAUGUUUUGACACUUCCAGAUAAAACACACUCUGCUAUCUAAAAGAUAUUUUGUUUUGUAUGUUCAUCGUGCCCUCUGCAAUGUGUGGGAAAGAUCACUUAAAACAACAACAAAAAGAUCCAGGGAAUUCCGGGAUUCUAAAGCAAACUGAGGGUAUUUGAAGUUGUUACUAAAUUUAUACUCCACUCAAAUCAAACUUUUGUGCACAUUUAUUUUGGCAAUCUGAAAAGGUUCGAGGUGGACCUUUUGCGCUAUAGUGCAUAUUUUUACUGUACUUUAGUUCCCAUUUGACGUGCUAAAUUGUAGACGACUUAAACGUUAAACAACUCUCCAGCUCUUUAAUGCUCCAUAAUGCUGCUAUGGCUUUUUUUUCCCAUGGAGAGAG
Molecule: messenger RNA, 3135 nt
Organism: Pelobates fuscus (common spadefoot toad)
Lineage: Eukaryota; Metazoa; Chordata; Amphibia; Anura; Pelobatidae
Gene: SKIL
Product: SKI like proto-oncogene
Exons: 7
Coding region: 620-2554 (644 amino acids)
Biological process (GO): negative regulation of transcription by RNA polymerase II; negative regulation of BMP signaling pathway
Cellular component (GO): nucleus
Molecular function (GO): RNA polymerase II cis-regulatory region sequence-specific DNA binding; DNA-binding transcription factor activity, RNA polymerase II-specific; SMAD binding
Source: RefSeq, a predicted model, not a curated record